Messenger RNA from Eubalaena glacialis (North Atlantic right whale), 811 nucleotides. It is a transcript of the gene THEM6, whose product is annotated as thioesterase superfamily member 6. The record is from RefSeq and is a predicted model, not a curated record. The transcript has 2 exons. Bases 1 to 627 code for a protein of 208 amino acids. Lineage: Eukaryota; Metazoa; Chordata; Mammalia; Artiodactyla; Balaenidae.
AUGCUGGGGCUGCUCAUGGCGGUGCUGGCCCUGGCGCUCGCCUACUUCGCGCUGCUGGACGGCUGGUACCUGGUGCGCGUGCCGUGCGCUGUACUGCGCGCGCGCCUGCUGCAGCCCCGCGUCCGUGACCUGCUGGCUGAGCAGAGCUACGCGGGCCGCGUGCUGCCCUCGGACUUGGACCUGCUGCUGCACAUGAACAACGCGCGCUACCUGCGCGAGGCCGACGUGGCGCGCGCCGCGCACCUGGCCCGCUGCGGCGUGCUCGGGGCUCUGCGCGCGCUCGGGGCGCGCGCCGUGCUGGCCGCUUCGUGCGCGCGCUACCGCCGCUCGCUGCGUCUGCUCGAGCCGUUCGAGGUGCGCACCCGCCUGCUGGGCUGGGACGACCGCGCCUUCUACCUGGAGGCGCGCUUCAUCAGCCUGCGCGACGGUUUCGUGUGCGCGCUGCUGCGCUCCCGCCAGCACGUGCUGGGCACCUCGCCGGAGCGCGUCGUGCAGCACCUGUGCAAGCGCAGGGUGGAGCCCCCUGAGCUGCCGGCCGACCUGCAGCACUGGAUCGCCUACAAUGAGGCCAGCAGCCAGCUGCUCCGGGCCGAGAGCGGGCUCGGCGAUGUUGUAAAGGACCAGUGAGCACCACAGCCUACCCGCCCUGCCCAGCAGCCUUGACCUGGGGGCAGUGGCCCACCCUUCCCCGCCUGCCAGGAGGCAGAGAGCGCAGAAUGGCAGAAUGGGCUGGCCGGGCGGGGCUCUCUCUGAGCUGGAGUGGCCUUGCGACCGGCCCAGCCCCCUUCACACGCUCAAGGCCCUCCCCCGC